AGUAAUCAUUACAAUUGUAUGACUUAUUGUUUAAAAUAACAAAGACGACAUCAGCAAUGUGUUGAAAUGUUCACUAAAGAUAUGAUUUGUUUGAAAUAUAUAUUUUCAAUGAGGAAUAUGUAACAAGGAAGAAUAAGUCCUCCAAUCGGGACCGUAUCUGGAGCAGAGAGAGAAAUAAACUUACCUUAUCGUGUGCGCAAAACAUAAGCAGUUGAAUUCAGAUAGUGAAAAGGGUUCAUUGCGACUGAUGUCUACAGUAAAUGCAAAAUAGAAGUGUGCGUGGCAUAAGACGGUUUGCAUAAGACGGUUAGCCCGAUAACAUAUGAAAGGUUCUUGCAGCGUGAAGUGAUACGAUUUAUGAGCCGAUACGAAUUAAGGAGUAUAUUUUUGUGUGCAAUAUUUGUUGCUUGGGUAAUUGUAUCUAGCAUCGGAAAUUUAACUUGCAUCGUUUCGCAUUAAAUUUCAACUUCAGAUAUACCAGCAAAAACAAUUGAAUAAGAAAUACGUCGAUGAAUAUCGAUUUGAAACACUAUGUAUGGUGUUAUGUUAAAUUCGUGAUUCGUGACUGUGAAAACGAACGGAGAGGAUUAUUAUGUGGUUUUAAAAUGUACUUAAUAUUUCUAAGAUAUAAACUACUGUUAGUUAAAACAUUAACAAAUUAAAGUACCAUAUAGUAGCCCAUAGAAAACGUGAAGAAGGUUCGAUUAGAAGAGAGGGAAUUCGACUUUUGGCUUGUGUAAUACCUCAAAAAAGUAAACAUGUUUUCAAGAUUGUUUAAGCACAAAGAAAACCGAAUACUGGACCGAAUUUUGCACGACAAACACGUGCGGUCGCCGUUCAUCGCAUCGUUCUUAACCGGCAAUGGUAUGGCAGCAAGACAAGUGUAUAUUGAGGAAAAAGUCUGCAAGACAAUACGUUUCGUGCGAAUAGAAGUGGUGCCGGAUCCUUGUAUUACCGACCCAUUAUUGCUGAUUGAACGCAAGCAAUAUGAAGGUGUGCAGUUCUGUAUUCCUAUUCAAUUCCACGGACUACUGAAGAGAUGUCGCAAAGCUAUUUCAUCUAUUGAAGAGAUACCCGAAGUAGGAGUAUGCUCGGUAGUUCUUAGAGAAAACGCCUUGCUACUUAACGAUGGGGAUCAUGCAGCCGUAUACGUCCCUUCCAAAACUAUUCUUGCAGUGGUCUCACUGGAAAAGGACCACGAAAACAAAUUAGUUAAAGCCGUAUUUCAGGACAUUACAGGCAACAAAUACAUCGCGAAAGACGUCACUCCGUUGGUAGCCUAUAUUCUUGUCCCGGUAAAACGCAUGACCUUAGAACAGUACAUCAAUGGUGACAAUCUUAGACACUCGACGGUGGUGACACUUGAUGACAUAGAUGAACAUGAUGUGGCAUCAAAUGAUCCUAUGGAAUUCAAAAAGUUGAAAACAAUUCUUGCGGGUCAGGUUCGAGUAAAAGCAGUUGAGGCGUUUGAUUUCGUCGUCGCCUUUACGGAUAACGAAAGGGGUCAUGCAGUCUUGUUGAUACCGAAAGAAAAAUUAAAAGACAUUAGUGCGAAACUAACCACUUUUCCAUCAGAUAUUGGCAAGGCGGAUUUCAUUUGCAACCAUUUCCAAGGUUGCUCCUAUGAUGCAGUUAUUACUUCGAAACUUUACACUAUUGAUCCUAAAAAUAACACGAUAUGCCAUUUUUCUGUAACAACUCCUUCUCAAUUAGAUAAUGUGUAUGAGCCAGAUCCCACAUGGGUCUCAAACCAUUCACCUAAAACCAGUUUUAACCCGCGUAAACAACGCUUUGACAGUACGCCCAUCGCAACAACGAAGCACAUCGAUCCUCGAAAGUCAAAAAGUGAAAGUGAUGAAAUAACAGAGGAUGAUGUGUACGAACUGGUUGAAAGUGAUCAUUUCAACGAAUUAAAAAUUGCAGACCAUACGCAACAAAGUAAAGAUAACUCGAAAAUGAUGAGGCACACUGUGUCACAAGACUCGUUCCGUCACGGUCAUGACAAUAGCAAGAUCAAUGAUGAACUGGUAAAAUCACAUUUAGGUUUAAGCUAUAACCCACAAAUGCAAAUGAGAAGACGCGUUUCAUAUGACGAUGAGGAUAAAUGCGGUGAUGAAUCACUAUAUUUAUCACCAUUAAGUAGACGAGACAUUGAAGUAUUUACGAGGCUUCCAAAAAGCAAAGAAUCUAAUACUCAUAACAGUUAUGAUCAUAAAAAUAGUGAACAUUCAAAUGAUGACGGGAUGGAAGAUUGUCUGUACAUGCCAAUGGACGGAACAUGUAGUCUCCAGAAUAGUAAAGAUAAUGAUGACGUUGAAGAAUCAGAGUAUGUAGCGCAAAUACAAUAUCUUCAAGGGCAAGCUGGUAAUUAUGAAGAAACUGACGACGAUAAAUCAUUAAAAAAUGUAAAGGCGCAUACAGGUGAUUGUGACGCACCUGGUGGUGAACUAUCAAUGGAGCGUGCUCAUACUCCAACUGGUGAUUAUGUAGACACUGAUGAUGUGGAAGCGUUGAAACUUGCCCAAGGGUCAACUCGUGAUUAUGUAGCACCUGACGAUGUAAAGGCUUUGAAAAAUGUUCAAGAUCUAGUUGGUGAUUAUGAAAACCCGGAUUACAUAGAAGAGCUUAGGCAAACUAGCAACCAAAUGAACAGCAGCGCUUGUAGUCGGAAACAAUAUCGUCAUGAUCGUAGUAACUAUGUUAAUUCUGAUUACAGUACUGUGGCUACGGAAGAAAAGAACGACGACGUGUUUGAAAAGGGGGCGGUAUAUAUCUCCGAUGAUCAUCUAUAUGACGCUCCAAAGUAUUCAAGGCAUUCUGCAGAAGUAUUAAACAAUGAAUGUGAAUCUGAUUGCCAAAUAUACGACGCUCCACCUUCUUUAAGAUCUUUGUCAGAAGACUUAAUAAAGAGUGACUUUGAAUCCGAGUGUCAAGUAUACGACGCUUCAAAGUCUACGAAGUCUGUGGCUGAAAACUUCAUAAACUUUAGAAUGGAAUCUGACUGUCAAACACACGACACACCAAUGUCGUCUAGGUCUAUGACUGAUGUAAACGACGCUCCAAAGUCUUCGAGAUUUGUGACUGAAGGGUUAAUAAAAAAUGACACUGAAUCUGAAAGUGAAAAAUACGACGCUCCAAAGUCUACACGGUAUGUGACUGAAAACUUAAUAAAAAUUAAAAGUGAAUCUGACAGUCAAAUAUACGUAGCGCCAAAGGCUUCAAGGUCUAUCUCUGAGUUAUACGACGCUCCAAAGUCUUCAAGAUCUGUGAAUGAGACAGAAGAGCUCCUAAACAUAGAUCCUGAAUCUGACAGUCAAAUAUAUGACGCUCCAAAGUCUACAAGGUCUGUGACUGAGAACUGUGUAGACAUUAAAAGUGAAUCUUACGGCGACAUACACGACGCGCGACAGUCUUCAACGUCUAUUUCUGAAUUAUACGACGCUCCAAAGUCAUCCCGGUAUGUGACUGAGACUAAAGCGUUCAUUAACAGUAACACUGAAUCUAACGACCAAGUAAUCGACGCUCGAAAAUCAUUGGGGUCUGUCACUGAAUUAUACUACGCUUCAAAUGCUUCAAUGUCAGUGACAGAAGACUUCAUACAGAGUGAAUGUGAAUCUGACUGUGUAUUAUACGAUGCACCAAAGUCACCAAGGUCUGUAAAUAAACACUUAUUAAACAGUAAGAGUCAGGCGGACAGUCUAAUAUACGACGUUCCAAAAUCAGCUCUGCUUAUUACUGCAGAGUCUACUGCCAGAGAAAGUAGCUGUGAUACUGCAAAUGAAUUUGUUUCUAAAGCUGGAUAUUAUAAUGAAAUUGCCGAGUACGUUAAUUUAGGUUCAUUUCACAGAGAAGGUGGAGUAAGAUUGUCUUAAAAGGGUAUAUUUGUAAAUUGACAUUUUUCAUUUCCAUUCAAAAGUCAAACAUGCAAUAGGAGCAAAAACAGGACAAAGUAAAGUAUUGUUAGUAUCGGUUUGUUUAUUUAUAAUCAUCAAUCCAAAUGGAUUUGUGAUCGUAUGUGACUCUGUUACUUUGUAUUUUUGGUAAAUACAUACAUCACAAGAAUAGCGCUUAAAGUACAAAAUCAAAUGUUAAAGUCUGAAUGGCGCAGUGGUUUGCGUAUGAGCUUUUUUAAGCGCAAAGGUUCAGGUACAAAUCUUGCGACGGAAUGUUUACCUUAUAUUAUUAAAUAAACGUUACGCUUUUAAUGUUUCCAUAGACUCAAGUCUUUGCAAUACUAGUCCAUUUGAUAAACGAAUUAUGAUCGUGUACAGCUAAAACCUGAUGUAAACUAGAAGAAAUUACACAUAGGCAUAAUCGUUAUCGUCAAAGUUCACACAAAGCAAACAACACAAACCUUAAUAAUCAUGCUUAAAAUAUUAGGUUAAUGAAUUAAUAUUGUGCCAUUGUUAACAUUGUUUUUUUACAGUUUCGUGUUUUUACAUGACAAUGUUGCUCAAAUAUUAUUUUGUUGUACACCAUUUGCCAUUUGUAUAAUUGUUCAAGUAAAGUUUUUUCAGUCAAA
This is a messenger RNA of Dreissena polymorpha, 4522 nucleotides long. RefSeq lists its product as uncharacterized. The transcript is spliced from 3 exons. The record is from RefSeq and is a predicted model, not a curated record. The coding region runs from base 759 to 3872 and encodes 1037 amino acids. Lineage: Eukaryota; Metazoa; Mollusca; Bivalvia; Myida; Dreissenidae.